Ilex paraguariensis (yerba mate) is the source of this 846-nucleotide messenger RNA. NCBI's taxonomy places the organism in Eukaryota, Viridiplantae, Streptophyta, Magnoliopsida, Aquifoliales, Aquifoliaceae. The record is from the annotation of a GenBank genome assembly.
AUGGCUAGUCCUGGAUUUAACAAUCAGAAUAACGGGCAGCGGUUAGGCAUUACAGAACCAAUUUCAUUGGGUGGACCAACUGAAUAUGAUGUAAUCAAGACACGAGGGCUUGAAAAGUUCUUGGCAGAUGUAGGUCUAUAUGAAAGUCAGGAGGAAGCUAUUAGUAGGGAGGAAGUACUUGGGAGGCUAGACCAGGAAGAUUUCUUUGGUGAGCUGCAUAAAAUGCUAUCAGAAAUGCCUGAAGUAACAGAGAUGCAUCCUGUUCCUGAUGCUCAUGUUCCGGUGAUGAAAUUCAAUACAGAUUUAGACAUUUCGCAAGACUCAAUAUUGCAGAAUGCAGAUGAACAGACAGUUCGUAGUCUUAACGGUUGUAGAGUAACUGACAGAAUUCUGUGUUUGGUGCCAAAUAUCCAGAACUUCCGCACAACAUUAAGAUGCAUGAGAUUUUGGGCAAAGCGUCGUGGCGUUUAUUCAAAUGUCGCAGGUUUUUUAGGUGGUAUAAAUUGGGCAUUGCUUGUUGCUCGCAUAUGCCAGCUAUACCCCAAUGCACUGCCCAACAUGUUGGUCUCUCGGUUCUUCAGGGUCUAUACGCAGUGGCGUUGGCCAAAUCCGGUUAUGCUUUGUGCUAUUGAAGAAGGAUCUCUGGGACUGCAAGUUUGGGAUCCUAGAAGAUAUCCCAAGGAUAGAUUCCACUUGAUGCCUAUAAUUACUCCUGCUUAUCCUUGCAUGAACUUUAGCUAUAAUGUGUCAUCAAGUACUUUGCGGAUUAUGACAGAAGAGUUUCAGAGGGCAAAUGAAAUUUGUGAGGAGCUGAUUGCCAGUACUUCAUUCUUGGGUUGCUGUUGA